GCUGUACAGUCUUCCGGCACCAGCUUCUUUAGUGUCCACAGUUACUUGGUCAUCUCCUGUACUGUCCGCAGUCUCUUGGUCAUCCCCUGUACUGUCCGCAGUCUCUUGGUCAUCCUCUGUACUGUCCGCAGUCUCUUGGUCAUCCCCUGUACUGUCCGCAGUCUCUUGGUCAUCCCCUGUACUGUCUGCAGUCUCUUGGUCAUCCCCUGUACUGUCCGCAGUCUCUUGGUCAUCCCCUGUACUGUCCGCAGUCUCUUGGUCGUCCCCUGUACUGUCCACAGUCUCUGGUCAUCUUCUGUACUGUCCGCAAUCUCUGGUCAUCUACUGUACUGUCUGCAAUCUCUGGUCAUCUCCUGUACUGUGUCCGCAGUCUCUGGUCAUCCUCUGUACUGUCCGCAGUCUCUGGUCAUCCCCUGUACUGUCCGCAGUCUCUGGUCAUCCCCUGUACUGUCCGCUGUCUCUUGGUCAUCCCCUGUACUGUCCGCUGUCUCUUGGUCAUCCCCUGUACUGUCCGCUGUCUCUUGGUCAUCCCCU
This is a messenger RNA of Staurois parvus, 534 nucleotides long. The record is from the annotation of a GenBank genome assembly. Lineage: Eukaryota; Metazoa; Chordata; Amphibia; Anura; Ranidae.